AACAAAGGACGUUUCGCUGCAUUUUUCUCUCAACAUUUUAAAGAAAGUGAAUUAAUUCAUAAUACCAUUAUUUCAAUAUGAUGAGUUCAGGCGGAGCGGUUCAAAUAAUAACUCCUGUAAAUCAGAAAUUCGAAACAAAUUUGGACUAUUUAAAGCGAAUUCUAUCAGCGGAUCAAAUAAAAGAUCGAAAUGUUGUGAUUGUUUCUGUUGCUGGCGCACUUCGAAAAGGAAAAAGUUUUCUAUUGAACUUUUUCUUGAAAUAUUUAAACGCCCAGUAUAAAAAACAUGAUGUGUCUGAUUGGUUGGGUGAAAAGGAAACUGGCAAUAGAUUGAACGGAUUUGAAUUUGCAGGCGGUCAUCAGCCCAAAACUACCGGCAUUUAUAUGUGGUCGGAAAUUUUCACACAUGAUUUCGCAAACGGUGAAAAAGUGGCGAUCCUGCUAAUGGAUACACAAGGAAUUUUCGAUAGUCGAACAUCAUUGAAGAAUAAUACAACAAUUUUUGCAAUCAGCAUGAUGCUAUCGUCGGUUCAAUGCUGUAAUGUCAUGCAGAACAUUCAAGAAGACGAUUUACAAAAUUUGGAACUAUUUACGGAGUACGGUCGGCUUGCAAUGCAACAAACGAACGAAAUACCAUUUCACAAGUUGCUCUUCAUCAUCCGCGAUUGGCCACAUCCUACUGAAAUUCCAUACGGCAAUGGAGAAACGUAUAUUGAUGAAAUAUUGAACGAAAGUUCCGAUCACACAACCGAAAUGAAACAAUUGAGAAGUCGACUCAAGGCAAGCUUCAAUGAAAUCGGUGCAUAUUUGAUGCCUAGCCCGGGUUCUGCCGUUGCAACUGGACGAAAUAUUAACGGAGACUUGAGUCAAAUUGACGCUGAAUUCAUUGAACAUUUGAAAAGUUUAGUGCCAUCAAUUCUCGCACCCGAAAAUCUGAUUUUGAAGAAAAUCAACGGACAGAAAAUACGAGCCCGUGAUUUGGUGACAUAUUUACAAACAUAUGUUACCAUUUUCAAUGAUGAAGAAACUCCGCGGCCGAACACAGUGAUGGCGGGCACUGCAUUGGCAUCUAUUAUGGCAGCGUUCAUCGAAUGUUUGGACUUUUAUGUUGAUUCAAUGAACCAACGCAUCGAAGAGAAAUCGCACAAUGAGAUUGCGCCAUAUUUUAAUCAGAUUGAGUUCAAAGAAAUUCACGAUGACGCCAAGGCAAACGCUUUGUCCAAGUUUGCAAUACAACCGACACUUGGUGGCGAUGAAAUAGUGCGACCAUUCCGUAAUAAGCUGGCCAAAGAUAUUCAAACGAAAUAUAAUUCAUUCAGACAGGCAAACGAAGAGAAAGAAAAUAAUUCAAAGGCUAUAGCGAAAGCGAAUAUCCAGGUGUUGUACAUGGACUGCUCAAAGUUCUACAACGAUUCAAUGUACAAGUCCACAGGCCAAAUUGAAUCAUUUUUGAAUCAACGGGACUUGCAGCAAAUGCACGAGUCUACCAAACAUGAAUCCUUUCUAAAGUUUGAAGCGCAACAGUUGCGCAAUAACAAUGAAUUGAACCAAACAUUCCGGGACAAACUUGAAAAUGAAAUUGGAGCUGCUUACAAUCGCUUCCAGCAGGAAAAUGAAAAUAAACGCAAAUUUACUGAAGAUCUGAAGAAUAAAACGGCAGAAGCAGCGGCAAAAGCAAGGGCUGAAGCCAGAGAAGAACAGAUGCAAAUGGCUUUAGCUGAAGCAAGAGCAGAUGCAAAAAAUUUGGAAUUGUUCAACAAUUGCUUGGGACGGUAUACAAAUGGGAUGCAAAAAACACUCAUUGAAAGUGAUUCAUUCUAUGGCAAAUCACAAUUGAACGAAAUUCAUGAAAGCAUAAAACAAAACAUUUUAUCAAAGUUUAAAACUGAACAAGAUAACAGUGGAAGAGACUCGAUGCUUCAAUAUCGUCUUGAAAAUGCCAUGGAUAUGAGCUAUGUACAUAUCAAAUAUGUGAAUGAUGAAAAACGAAGAGAUUUUCAAGAAAAGACCGAAUUGUUGGAUUCGAAUAAGAAAUUGCAAGACGAAUUAAAAGAAAGGGCCUCAGAGUCUGAUGAUAACAUUUUUUCAGGACUUCUAAGCACUGUUGUUAAAGCAAUGACAUCACUCUUCCAAUUAUAAGCUGCCCAAAACAACCACAAUUGCUCAACGUGGACAAAAUCAAAA
Messenger RNA from Contarinia nasturtii (swede midge), 2183 nucleotides. RefSeq names its product atlastin-like. Gene Ontology annotation, biological process: protein homooligomerization; endoplasmic reticulum organization. Gene Ontology annotation, molecular function: GTP binding; GTPase activity. Lineage: Eukaryota; Metazoa; Arthropoda; Insecta; Diptera; Cecidomyiidae. The transcript is spliced from 9 exons. The record is from RefSeq and is a predicted model, not a curated record. The coding region runs from base 78 to 2138 and encodes 686 amino acids.